Messenger RNA from Gossypium raimondii (Peruvian cotton), 1447 nucleotides. RefSeq names its product clp protease adapter protein ClpF, chloroplastic. Gene Ontology annotation, molecular function: DNA binding; protein binding. The record is from RefSeq and is a predicted model, not a curated record. Bases 184 to 1206 code for a protein of 340 amino acids. The transcript has 8 exons. NCBI's taxonomy places the organism in Eukaryota, Viridiplantae, Streptophyta, Magnoliopsida, Malvales, Malvaceae.
AAUUCUACCCUUCCCUUCAUCUCAGUCGCUGAAAGCCUGAAAUUAAUGAAGUUUCUCCUUUUUCUUUUUGAUAAAAAAGCCUGAAAUUAAUUUUGUGAGGACGAAAUUAAAUAUCCAGAAUUUCAUUUUAGUUGGUUUCAAUCAAGAAAGAGGAAAAAAAAAUCAUUUUGUUUCCCAAGAAAAAUGGUGCAGACCCUUUCAUUAAGCGGUGCUUUAACAACCUCUGGAAACACGGCUGUUUAUGGAACAGAAGUAGGCGGGAGGCGGCAUUUUGAGAUAAUUGGAAAAGGUCAUAUGAAAUAUGGGAUUAGUAGACAAUAUUUCUGGCAUGGGUAUGUACCAAGUUUUUACUUUAAUGGCAAUCCCAAUUUGUUGAAGAAAAGGAACUUUGGGGUUAAAGUUGGUUGGCCGUUUAAAGGAGGUGACCGGGAAUUGGGUGCAAGCUCAGAGCGUAGUGAGACUGCUAAUGAAGAUAUACUGAUUUUCUUUUUCCAAUUAGACUUGGCUACUCAAGUUCAGCGUGCUUUGAACUUGGAAGAAUAUGAAUUUGCACAGCAACUUAGAAAUAAGCUUACUGAGGUUGAAGCAGAAAUCCUUAAGCAGCAAGAAGCAAAAAGAGGUUUGUCCUCAAAGAGUGAAGCUCAAGAUAAGGCUCUAAGUCUUGUGCGUCUACGUGGAGAACUGCACAAUGCAAUCGAGAAUGAAAAUUAUGCUUUGGCAGCUCAAUUACGGGAUGACAUGUCUAAACUCGAGGCUGAAUCUUUGGCUGCAUCUGCAAAAGCAUUGGCAUAUGAAAAUGCACAAUACGCUUUUCGUUUGGGACAGAAAGUUCAGCAUAAAAUUUUUGGUUAUCGAGCUGUAAUUUGUGGGAUGGAUCCAGUGUGCUGUGAAUCAAGUACAUGGAUGGAAGCUGCACAGGUUGAAAAGUUGUCUCAUGGUUCUAAUCAGCCAUUUUAUCAGGUCUUGGUUGAUGUAUAUGCAGACCCCAAUCUACUAGUAGCAUAUGUUCCUGAGGAGAAUCUUUUAGCCCCAGAACAACCAGAUUUGAGACAGUUUGACCAUCCUUAUGUUUCUUUUCUAUUCUACGGAAUGGAUGCAGCCGGUGAUUUCAUCCCUAUCAAGCAGCUUCGUGAGAAGUACAACAGGCCUCGCCAUGAAAUUCCCCUCGAUCCCGAAGGUGACGAAGGUGGCGGUGGUGCUGCAUGAACAAAUAAGGCCUCAUUUUCAUCAAUAGUGGGGAAGCAAGUAUAUGAUGAAGACACUGGUUUCAGGCAUAGCCAUUGUAUCUUUCCGUUCUCUUAUACUUUCCAGCUGGGAAAUGGUGCUUUGUAUGUAGAUAUCACCAGUUAAAAUUUUUUACUGAAUUCUAACUCUAUAGGCAAUGGGGUAGUUGCCCCAAAAGUCAUUUUCUACAAAAAUUUCCAGAAUUUUAUCGGAUUUACUUGCA